Erinaceus europaeus (western European hedgehog) is the source of this 1123-nucleotide messenger RNA. RefSeq lists its product as uncharacterized. The record is from RefSeq and is a predicted model, not a curated record. The transcript is spliced from 3 exons. Gene Ontology annotation, biological process: cell surface receptor signaling pathway. Gene Ontology annotation, cellular component: plasma membrane. NCBI's taxonomy places the organism in Eukaryota, Metazoa, Chordata, Mammalia, Eulipotyphla, Erinaceidae. Bases 288 to 1118 code for a protein of 276 amino acids.
UUCACCUUGAUUGCACUGUCACUCUCAGAACCUGUGUCUGAUGGAGACUAUGAAGGGGCAUCAUGGCAUAUAGGGUUGAGGCAUAUAGAAAAGGAGAACCUGAGUCUGGGUAUGCAGAGAAUUGAUAAGAUGGGGCUGUACACCUAGUCUGAUCAGUCCAGCUCAAUACAACCCACUCUACUGCUCCAGAGGAGACUGGAAAGAACAGGGGCCAUCUAGGACAGCUGAGCCUGUGCCAGACAACCAACGUGCCCAUGGAACCAUAGGAAGACCGUGACAUCAAGGCAAUGACAUCACAGUCUAGCCAUACUUGUGAGGAAAAGGGAGGAGUGAGAGCCCUGCUCUCCUGCCAGACACCAGAGGCAGGCAGAGAGAUGUCCAGUCUUAUCUUGCUUACUCCUUCUAGGCUACUCUGCUGGGUGUUCAUCUGUCUUCUGACAUCAGGCUCAACAGAUGAUGAAGUCAUUCAGAACCCAAGACAUGUUAUUAGAAGCAGAGGAAAGGAGGCUGUUCUGAACUGCCAACCCAAGGCUGGACAUGACACUGUGUACUGGUAUCGGCAGGCCCUGAGCCACAGCCUUCAGUUCCUCGUGAGCUACUUUGAAAAGGAGGAGAGAGAGAAAGGAUCCAUUCCUGAUCGCUUCUCAGCUCAGCAGUUUGGUUCAGUGGAUCCUGGAGUCAUUCAGUCUCCAAGGCAUGUGAUUAAAGGCAAAGGGGAGAAAGCUAUUCUGAAAUGUUCUCCCAUGUCUGGACACAGCAGCGUGAGCUGGUAUCAGCAGGUUCUGGGUCAGGGUCCCCAGUUCCUUGUGAGCUACUAUGAAAAGAUGGAGCAAGAUAAAGGAGCCAUCCCUGAUCGCUUCUCAGCUCAGCAGCUUGACAACUAUAGCUCAGAAAUGAACAUGACGUUCUUGGAGCCAGGAGACUCAGCCUUGUAUCUGUGUGCCAGCAGCCUACACAGCCCUGCAGAACCACUGGCUUUCUGUACCCAAACUUCCUGUCCCAGCACACACUGCUGUACUUCCCUCUUCAGGGGCAGAAGUAUAGCUGACACUUCAGCUGUUUUAAUUGUAGGAAGGCUGGGAAUGACUUUCAAUAUUCAAACAGGAAUUGACAGAUAAUACUA